AGUGUAACAUACCAUGACAGUCACGUGCACCGUCGUCAGCCAUAUGCUCGAAUACUAAAAAUUGGCCAAUCUGCAACGUUAGCGUUAUUCUGAUCCCUGAGAAAGCCGUUGACCCUUUCUCUAUUUUCAGAUAGCCUGCUGUAUUCAGACUGUAACAUGUGUUUGGAUUGUGAGUGGGGUGUGGUGAAUGACACAGAAUCGCAUAGCAUGAUACUUAGCUAACAACGAUUCUGUCUAAACUUUGAGCUUUCCUUCCUUAGGCUAAACCUGUUGAUGUAUCAUCAUUAUUGUCUUCCACCUUAUCUGGGAUGAAAGGACAGUUGACUCAGUUGACUCGCUCAUCGCCUCUCCCAUUAGCCCCUGGCAUCUUUGCGUACGUGAUAUCCAUGGGAAUAGCAAAGCUGGGACAGAUUUGUGUUGAGCUACUCUUAUGUCCACGUUGAGAGUGGAGAAUGCUAGUGUCAAACGGAAAGGGAGUUAAAAUAAAAUUGGUCUGAGGACCAAUGCUCUUUACUAACAAUGGGUGUAGGUCUAUGAGGGAAAUCGCUCUUCUGGCUUUGGGGGUGUAGGAACUGGUUCGUCUUGUGAUUUCGUAAUGUAAUCUUGCAUUUUCUGUUGUGUUAGCAACAUGGUCACUAAAACAUCGUAUUUUGAGGGAUGUCAUUGUUUUCCAAUUGUCCGUUGAAUUACGUUAUUCGCAAAGUACGGGCAUGUGAAAUAUUUAUCUGUUCUGUCUCAAUUCACCUGGUUAUGAAUGCCAGUUUCCUCUAUUCUAAGAAAAGAUCGUUGUUGAAUCUGAAGUCUUCCCAUGUUCCGCUUAUUCCAGCAUGUGACUGAGGACUUGUAGAAUAUAUUUCAGGCUUGUGGUAAAUUUAGUGUCAUGAUGGAACUGCUCAUAUUAUUCAUGGUGGGAGAUGUUGAAGUCUGCAAGUCUCAGCUGAACGGUGACUGGAACGUCACGUGACCGUGCCCUCAUGAGUUAAUGUGUGUUCAGGAGGAAUAACUCCCGGCUGAUGGAGGAGAUCCUCAAACAGCAGCAGGAGCAGCUGGGGGCAGACGGCUCCAAGUACUCUGUGGAGUUUUUAAGUAAUGGCAGCGACAAACAAGACCAUCAAGUGUUGUCAUGCCAGGCGGUGGUGAAGGUGCUGUCUCCUGAAGACGGGCGGCAGGGCAUCGUGGAAGCGGCACAGAAGCUGUGCCGGGCGGUCGAGCAAAGGGAGCGAGCCGCCAAAGACAUCGAUGUCACUGUGCUCGACUCGCUACUGAGAG
Molecule: messenger RNA, 1269 nt
Organism: Alosa alosa (allis shad)
Lineage: Eukaryota; Metazoa; Chordata; Actinopteri; Clupeiformes; Clupeidae
Gene: nus1
Product: NUS1 dehydrodolichyl diphosphate synthase subunit
Cellular component (GO): dehydrodolichyl diphosphate synthase complex; endoplasmic reticulum membrane
Molecular function (GO): ditrans,polycis-polyprenyl diphosphate synthase [(2E,6E)-farnesyl diphosphate specific] activity
Source: RefSeq, a predicted model, not a curated record